Messenger RNA from Gryllus bimaculatus (two-spotted cricket), 1344 nucleotides. The record is from the annotation of a GenBank genome assembly. NCBI's taxonomy places the organism in Eukaryota, Metazoa, Arthropoda, Insecta, Orthoptera, Gryllidae.
AUGGAUCCCGCCCGCGGCGGCGAUGCACGAGACACCAUUUCGGCUGGGCGGCUCGUCGUGGGCGUGGCACGGGGUUACGGCAGCAGGAAGGAUUACAUUAGGCGGCCCAGGGGGCGGCGACGGCGGCGGCGGCGAAGACAGCGGCGGCGGCGGCGGCGGCGGCGGGGCGAGCAGGUAUGCGGUACCGUACGGCUCGGCCUGCAUUCGGUCAGCGGGGCGCGCGCUCCCGCAGUCCCAGCAGCCUCAGCAGCAGUAGCAGCAGCAGCAGCAGCAGCGACUUGGACGAAACGCCAGAGGACGCCAUGCGACUGCACUCGCCAAGCAACACGCGCGACCGACGCCUCGGAAAGGCAAUACCCGAGCACCCGCGGCCGCACCCGAGCGGCCACGAACAGCACCCGGGAAGUCUUCUCCGACACGAUCCACUCCGCUGAGCCGCACCGGCUGCCCGACGCCUUCCUCCGACGUCCUCACAGGCGGGCCACAUUUAUGGAACCCGAUGUGCCUAGAGCGCCAAAUGUUCGGGGCGCCGAAUGUUCGGGGCGCCGAAUGUUCGGGGCGCCAAAUGAUCAGACCUACGCAGCUGAGCGCCCUCUCGCUGCCCUGCAGGCGGCGCUAAGAGGCCGCGCGCGCCGAGUCCCGUUGCGAACGCCCACUGUGGGCGGGCGAGGACGAGGUGGAGGCGGCGGUGAUGUGCAGCGAAGGAAGGAUGAUGAGGCGGCAGAGGCGGAGGAGGAGGCGGCAGAGGCGGUGGAGGAGGCGGAGGUGGAAAAGACGUUGGAGGAGGCGGCGGAGGCCGUAAAUGAGGCGGAGGAGACGGCUGAGGCGGUGGAAAACACGUUGGGGGCACAGGGACAAUCUCUAAGCUCCCGAGGUCUUCCUAAAAGAGAAAAGGCCGCGAAAAAUCGCGCGCGGUGCAUGGCCCGUUCUUUUCGGCACUGUUCCGGCAUUCUCCUGCUACUGACGAGAGAGACCACGAAUCAGCAAUUCCCUUCCAGGCGGCGGCUGAAGCUAUUAUCGACAAUCCGCCAUCGACGGAUGUCCUCUCUAUCAGAGCUAUUAAAGAGCCUGCGGCAAUGUCGGCUCCGAGCUAAACUCCGCCGGUGGGGGCGCGGGGAAACGCAAACACGCGCGCGGCGCAGUGUCCCGCGUCCGUUUUGCGUCGCGCGUUUGUCCAAGACGACGCGCGGGGACAGGGAAGAGGAGGCGACAACGCGGCUGUGCGUGGAGUGGCGAUGCGUGGCGCUGCGCUGCCUUCAACGCGCUGGACAGGAGUCAAUGACACUUCUGAAUCGGCCUUUCUGGUUGGGUUUGUGUGUGUGUGUGUGUGUGUGUGUUCACUGA